Pestalotiopsis fici W106-1 is the source of this 489-nucleotide messenger RNA. Its product is annotated as V-type proton ATPase. Gene Ontology annotation, biological process: proton transmembrane transport. The transcript is spliced from 4 exons. Gene Ontology annotation, cellular component: proton-transporting V-type ATPase, V0 domain. Bases 1 to 489 code for a protein of 162 amino acids. The record is from RefSeq and is a predicted model, not a curated record. NCBI's taxonomy places the organism in Eukaryota, Fungi, Ascomycota, Sordariomycetes, Amphisphaeriales, Sporocadaceae. Gene Ontology annotation, molecular function: proton-transporting ATPase activity, rotational mechanism.
AUGGCCGAGUCCGAAGCGGCUCCCAAGUUUGCGCCGUUUAUCGGCAUGGCCGGCAUCGCCGCAGCUAUGGUUUUCGGAUGUAUUGGUGCAGCAUACGGUACAGCCAAGUCGGGCAUCGGAAUUGCAGGUGUCGGAACGUUUCGGCCAGAUCUCAUCAUGAAGUGCCUGAUUCCCGUUGUCAUGUCCGGUAUCAUUGCCGUCUAUUCGCUAGUCAUUGCUGUCCUGAUCGCCGAAGAUAUGGCCCCGCCGAACCAAACGACUUACAGCUUGUUCAACGGCUUUAUGCAUCUUGCGUGCGGUAUUUCGGUUGGAAUGACGGGUCUUGCCGCUGGAUAUUGUAUUGGCAUCGUUGGAGACAAGGGCGUCCGCUCAUACAUGGAGCAAUCGAGAGUUUUUGUCGGCAUGGUUCUCAUCCUCAUUUUCGGAGAAGUCCUGGGACUUUACGGACUGAUUGUGGCUCUGAUCCUGAACACCAAGAGCCGAGGCUGA